GAAGAACAGAUCGCCAGCAGACGAGAAGAGACGAGACAGCUGAGGCAGACGGAGCAGCAGCAGGAGAAGAAGAAGACAAAGAAGAAAAACAAAAAGAGGCAGAGGAGUCAAGAGAAUAAGAAGAAGGAAGCAUCAUGGACGCUCUGAAGAAGGGAUUCUCCAUUGCGAAGGGCGGAGUGGUGGCCGCUGCCGAGAAGACGAAGGCCGGGGUGGAGGAGGCCGCCACCAAGACCAAGGAGGGGGUCAUGUACGUCGGAAACAAGACAAUGGAGGGAGUGGUGACCGGCGUUAACACAGUCGCCCAGAAGUCGAAUGAACAGGCCAACAUCGUUGCCGACACCGCGGUUACCGGGGCCAACGAGGUCGCCCAGGCAGCGGUGGAGGGGGUGGAGAACGCGGCGGUGGCGAGUGGAUUCGUCAGCACGGAGGAGGCGGGACCAGUGGCUGAGGAGACUGACCUUCCAAAAACAAAUGCAGGAGGAGAACAGACUGAACAGGCUGCACAGUAGACUCCGAACGUCCUGUCGGCUCUGAGAAUGGACUGGAGAAGAAGAAACUUUACACUUUAACCGUCGCUCGACCCUGAAACAUCCUCCGUCUGCUCUGAUUAACCUCAUUAACCGUCAUCCUCCCUCUCGUUGCUGUGGUUACACCGCCUCCGCUCAUCUCACAGUUUUUAACGCUCGGCGAUGAAGUGAAUCGGGUCGCGUGCGUCCACACUCUGAGCUGAUUGGCCGGUGCGGAAACGCCUGACAGAUGGAUACCUGAAGCUUUUUAAACGCAUGUCGCCUGAAGUACUAGAAUCUAACGACCAAUCAGUGAUGAAUGCUGCGGCUGUCACUCUCACUUCCUGUCUGUGUCGCUGAUUAAGCUGAUUUCUUCUUUUGUAAGUGAAAUAAAAAGCUUGAAAUCCA
Messenger RNA from Amphiprion ocellaris (clown anemonefish), 914 nucleotides. RefSeq names its product synuclein, gamma a (gene sncga). Bases 135 to 509 code for a protein of 124 amino acids. Gene Ontology annotation, biological process: chemical synaptic transmission; synaptic vesicle endocytosis; synapse organization. The record is from RefSeq and is a predicted model, not a curated record. Gene Ontology annotation, molecular function: cuprous ion binding. The transcript has 6 exons. NCBI's taxonomy places the organism in Eukaryota, Metazoa, Chordata, Actinopteri, Pomacentridae. Gene Ontology annotation, cellular component: neuronal cell body; cytoplasm; axon terminus.